GGGUAACGCAACAACACAGAAGAAACAUGGCGGCGUCCAUAACAUGCCUGUUCCACUGAAUCUCUAUUUUGAUGUGAUAAAACUCGAAGAUGCGCUUUGUUUGAAGGGGUCAUGUCCCGGUUGGCGGUGGUCUGCGGGGGGUCCCGGGGCAUCGGGAGGGCCGUGUCCCGGCUCCUGGCGCUGAGGGGCUGCAGGGUGGCUGUCCUGUCCAGGAAUGAGGACUCUGCCCGGGACACCGUGGCUUCUUUACCCGGAGAUGGGCAUGUUUCUUUUAGUUGUGAUGUCUCCAAGGAGCAAAAUGUACAGAAGACAUUUGAAACGCUCCAGAAAAACUCUGGAAAUAUUACUUAUCUUGUGAACGCAGCUGGUAUCAAUCUAGAUGCUUUGUUACUGAGAACCCGUCCUGAGGACAUGGUGUCAGUGCUCCACACAAACCUCUUGGGCUCCAUGUUGACCUGUAGGGCGGCGCUCAGGAGCAUGCUCCACACCAAAGAUGCAGCUAUUGUCAAUAUUGGUUCAGUGGUGGGUCUUAAAGGAAAUGCUGGUCAGACGCUGUACAGUGCCAGUAAAGCAGGACUGGAGGGGUUCACUCGCUCUUUGGCCAAAGAAGUUGCGUCUCGCAAAAUCAGGGUCAACCUACUGGCCCCAGGUUUCAUCAAGACUGACAUGACUGCUGGGGUGACAGAUGAGAGGGUGCGUGCUGUUCCAUUGGGCAGAUUUGGGGAGCCGGAGGAAGUGGCCCAGGCAACACUGUUCCUCCUGGAGUCUCCUUAUGUCACUGGACAGGUGCUGGUGGUAGAUGGAGGGCUGCAGUUGGCAAUGUAAAGGACCUCACUGAAUUUGAAAGUGAGUUAAUCCUGAUCAAGCCAAACUCAAGAUGAAUCCCCGGGUGCUGCAAUGCGGUCAUCCACAGUUACUGACAGGUUUCCCUGUUGGGCUUGGAGGAUGGGUCGAAUGCAGAUGCAAAUCUGUGUCAAAAGCAACUCUAACCCACUUUACUAGACUAAAGACGAAACAUUUCACUGACUAACACUUCUGACUCCAAAAUGUCUGUAGUAUUUUUGCCCGGACGUCCCAGAUUCGAUUGGCUCAUUUAACGCGUUCCUAUUCAGUGACAGUGGAGUAUUGAUUUCAUGUUUUGGUCCCUGAGGAGAGCCCCUCACAGCGGGCCUACCCCACCUCUGGAGGGGCCCAGCGUGUCCGCCACAGCUGGAGGAGAUUAAAGGAGUGCUGGAGGUACCAGGGGCAUAUUUUUAGAUUGGGGAAUGUUUUGAGUGUUUAGUUACGACUGCAGGACUCCAAGUGUGGACUGAUGAGGUCACUGCGUCUGUUUCUGAUUUAAUUUUACAAAUGUCCUAAAAGUAGGGCACUGUAAUUAUGAAUAAAAUGAAUGGGAAAUAUGAAUAUUAUAUGAACUAUAUUCAGUUCAAGUUCUUUUUUUAAUUGUUGCUUUGACCAAUAACAAGAUUAAAACAAUUUAGAAAAGAGCUGCUGUUCCAUUUUGUCAGUGCUUUAAUGAUAUCUUCUACUUAGUUUAGGACAUUCUGGGGUUUUACUUUUGAGAAAUAUUGUUUAUAGUCUUUUUACUGUAAUGUCUCCUUUUCUAAAAUCUCAAAUGUUAUUUUAAGAUUCAUAGUUUACAUUUUUAUUGUUUCUUUUGAAAAGUUAAUCAUCAUAAAUAAAUAAGAUGGUGCCACACUCUCAGAUUCAGGGAAGAUUUAAUUGUCUAUAUUGAUUAUUUAUUGUAUUUAAGUAAAUCCUUUUUAUUUAUUAGAGCUAUAACCUCACUACACCACAUCGAAUCUCCAUAUUAAUCGUAUUCAUUUUCCUCUCAUCUCAAUUCAACGAAACACAACAGAAAUGCAGUGACUUGGACUUGUUUUAAAACCUGCAGCAUUAUUUUGAAAUUUUGAGCACAUUUUUGGGCCUUUCAGUCUUAUUGUGUCAAUAAACAUAACACACUGUC
Molecule: messenger RNA, 1966 nt
Organism: Boleophthalmus pectinirostris (great blue-spotted mudskipper)
Lineage: Eukaryota; Metazoa; Chordata; Actinopteri; Gobiiformes; Gobiidae
Gene: cbr4
Product: carbonyl reductase 4
Exons: 6
Coding region: 112-825 (237 amino acids)
Biological process (GO): fatty acid biosynthetic process
Molecular function (GO): oxidoreductase activity, acting on the CH-OH group of donors, NAD or NADP as acceptor; quinone binding
Source: RefSeq, a predicted model, not a curated record